Molecule: messenger RNA, 2167 nt
Organism: Drosophila innubila
Lineage: Eukaryota; Metazoa; Arthropoda; Insecta; Diptera; Drosophilidae
Gene: Swim
Product: tubulointerstitial nephritis antigen-like
Exons: 4
Coding region: 194-1492 (432 amino acids)
Biological process (GO): proteolysis
Cellular component (GO): lysosome
Molecular function (GO): cysteine-type peptidase activity
Source: RefSeq, a predicted model, not a curated record
CCAAUAACUUUUAUAGAAUUCAGUCAACGGCUGACCGCGAUCGCAAAAACAACGCGUUAAGAGUUGGUGUUGGUAAAAUUUGUGCUUGGCUUAAGAACUUAUUGGCCAUAAAGUGUUAAGUUUACAAACGUACCUCCCAUUAUUUGUGCAAGUGGAAAAAAGUUAUUGUGCGCUUAAUUUCCAAGUCAAAGCAAUGUCUGUCAAAGGCGUCCUGAUGGCGCUAAUGCUGGUCAUCUUGGGCGUGGUCCUGACCAAUGCCUUUGAUCACACACUGAAGCUGGACUUCCCGGGUCCGUAUUGUGCGCGGCAGAAUACGUGUUGCAAGGAUCGACGCGACGGCUGCUCGAUGCCCAUCUCAACAACAUUGUGCUACUGUGAUGAGUUCUGCGAUCGCGAUGACUCCGGCGACUGUUGUCCGGAUUAUCGUUCGUUCUGUUUCAAUGAGCCGGAUCCGUUGUUGAGCUGUCUGCACAACGGCAUCUAUUUCCACAAGUACAACAACACGUGGGACAACUGCAAUGAGUGCCGUUGCCUGGAGGGCGGUCAGGUCCAAUGUGAUACGGAUUUGUGCCUUACCGACGAUGAGAUUGUCCACAGCAUCAAUUCCAUUCAUCAAUUGGGUUGGUCAGCACGCAAAUACGACGAGUGGUGGGGACACAAGUACAGCGAGGGUCUUCGCCUCCGACUGGGCACCAAGGAGCCCACGUAUCGUGUAAAGACCAUGACACGUCUGACCAAUCCGUCCAACGAUAUGCCUAGGCAAUUCAAUUCCGUAGAGAAGUGGUCCAGUUACAUUUCAGAGGUGCCGGAUCAGGGCUGGUGCGGCUCCUCUUGGGUGCUGUCCACCACAUCGGUGGCAUCCGAUCGCUUUGCCAUCCAGAGUCAGGGCAGGGAGGUCGUACAGCUCUCACCACAGAACAUACUCUCCUGCACACGUCGCCAGCAAGGCUGUGACGGCGGUCACCUGGAUGCCGCCUGGCGGUACCUCCACAAGAAGGGCGUGGUCGAUGAGAACUGCUAUCCCUACACUCAGCACAGGGACACCUGCAAGAUUCAGCGUCACAAUAGUCGCUCGCUGAAGGCAAAUGGAUGCCGACCCGCAUAUGGAGUCAAUCGUGAUAGCUUCUAUACAGUCGGCCCGGCGUACAGUCUCAGCGGUCAGGCGGAUAUUAUGUCGGAGAUCUAUCACUCGGGACCCGUGCAGGCCACCAUGCGUGUCUACAGGGACUUCUUCUCGUAUUCGGGUGGCAUCUAUCGCCAGACAGCUGCCAAUCGUGGUGCACCCGCCGGCUUCCACUCGGUGAAGCUUGUGGGCUGGGGAGAGGAGCAUGACGGCGUCAAGUACUGGAUUGCAGCCAACUCGUGGGGUCCUUGGUGGGGCGAGCACGGUUAUUUCCGCAUCGAGCGCGGUACCAAUGAGUGCGGCAUCGAGGAGUAUGUCCUGGCUUCCUGGCCACAUGUGUACAACUACUUUAACACGAAGUCGGCAUAAGUUGAACGGAGCAAAAACUCUCGUAAUCUCGAGCUUUGCAGUGACGAACAAUUUAUCUCAUGUUUCAAAAUUUUCCAUUUGCUCCGACACUGAAAGUGAAUUAGGCGCUUCUUCUAAUUGUAAAUUUAUGCUAGAACUUAGAUACUAAAAUGACUAGCUUUAAGUCGCGCUAAGACGACGCAAACAUUGUAAGCUGCCCCAGCUCCCGAAUUCCCCCCCACUUAACUGAAGUCCCACGCCUCCAAACGAAUUCUAAUUCUAAUUGCCUGGUUAAUCUUAUUACGAGUAUUUUAAUCAACUAAUUUACUGAAAUCGAAGUAUGGAGCUGCUAUAUCAAUUCGUAACACGAUACUGCCACAUUAACUGCACCGUCCUCCAAUCUGCCACCUUAUAUCCUAUCUCAUGUAUAACUGCCACAACAAAUUGAUAAAAUAGCAUACGAAUUCUUCUAAUGAAACUAGGAACGAAAUCCCUUGAAAAAGAAAAGUGAUCAAAGUAUGGUUUGAGACAUGUGUAGGAACGAUUAAGAUUUAUGUAUUGACGAAUUACUCCGCAUAUGCUUAUCUCCUCAUGUAUUCUAUUGUAAAUGAAAGUUAACUGAUUCAUAAACCGAUUUAAUGUUUUCGGCUUAUAAUGUAUGUAUAUUUUUAAUAAAGGAAUUGUAUUUCACGUUAA